AUGAUCCAGCCAGGAAUCUGCACUAAAGGGAAACUGUAUGAAUGUGCUGAGUGCGGAAAAAUCUUCAGUAAUGACUCAUCCCUGAUUGUUCAUCGGAGAGUCCACACAGGAGAGAGACCCUAUAACUGCCCAGAGUGUGGGAAAUCCUUCCCUCGGAGCUCCACCCUUGUUGUGCAUCAGAGAGUGCACACAGAAGAGAAACCCUAUAAAUGCCCCGACUGCGGGAAAAGCUUCAAGCGGAGCUCAACCCUUAUUUCACACCAGAAAAUCCACACAGGAGAGAGACCUUAUAACUGCCUGGAAUGUGGGAAAAGUUUCAAUCAAGGCUCAAACCUAAUUAAGCAUCAGAGAAUCCACACGGGGGAGAGACCCUAUAACUGCCUUGAGUGUGGGAAAAGUUUCACUCGGCACUCGCACCUCAUUAGACAUCAGAGAAUGCACACUGGAAAGAUACCCUAUAGGUGCCCUGACUGUGGAAAAAACUUUAGUGACAGCUCAGCUGUUAUUAGACAUCAGAGGAUCCAUACUGGAGAGAGACCCUAUAAAUGCCUUGAGUGUGGGAAAAGCUUCAAGCAGAGCUCAGACCUUAUGAAUCAUCAGAGAAGCCACACGGGAGAAAAACCCUAUUACUGCCCUGAGUGUGGGAAGGGGUUCAGUCGGAAGGCUCACGUUAUUUCGCACCAGAAAAUGCACAGGCCAGAGAGAUCCUUUAACUGCCUCGAGUGUGGGAAAAACUUCACUAGGAGCUCUGACCUCAUUAGACAUCAGAAAACCCACACUAGGAAGUCACCAUAUAAAUGUUCUGUCUGUCGAAAAAGCUUCAAGCAGAGGUUAGAACUUAUUUCACAUCAGAGAGCCCACACAACAAAAAGAAACUAUAGAUGUUCUGUCUGUGGGAAAAGCUACAAGGUGAAGGUCUCUCUAAUGUCCCAUCAGAAACUCCACACAGGAGAGAGACCCUAUAACUGCUCGGAGUGUGGGAAAUCCUUCACUCGGAGUUCCACCCUUGUUGUGCAUCAGAGAGUGCACACAGAAGAGAAACCCUAUAAAUGCCCCGACUGCGGGAAAAGCUUCAAGCGGAGCUCAACCCUUAUUUCACACCAGAAAAUCCACACAGGAGAGAGACCUUAUAACUGCCUUGAAUGUGGGAAAGGCUUCAGUGAACGCUCAAACCUAAACAAACAUCAGAGAAUCCACACAGGAGAGAAACCCUAUAACUGCCUUGAGUGUGGGAAAAGUUUCACUUGGAGUUCACACCUCAUUAAACAUCAGAGAAUGCACACUGGAAAGAUGCCCUAUAAUUGCCCUGACUGUGGGAAAGGCUUCAGUGACAGCUCAGCUGUUAUUAGACAUCAGAGGAUCCAUACUGGAGAGAGACCCUAUAAAUGCCUCGAGUGUGGGAAAAGCUUCAAGCAGAGCUCAAACCUUAUGAAUCAUCAGAUAAUCCACACAGGAGAAAAACCCUAUUACUGCCCUGAAUGUGGGAAGGGGUUCAGUUUCAACCGGAGAUCCAACCUUGUUAUACAUCAAAGAGUCCACACCGGCGAAAAACCCUAUAACUGCCCCAGCUGUGGGAAGUGCUUCAGUCAGAUAUCACACCUUAUUGUACAUCAGAGAAUCCAUACAGGAGAGAGACCCUAUAAAUGCCUUGACUGUGAGAAAAGUUUCAAGCACAGUUCAGACCUUGUUUCACACCAGAGAAUUCACACAGGGGAGAGACCAUAUAAAUGCCCAGACUGUGGGAAGAGCUUCAGGAAGAGCUCAGUCCUUCUUUCACAUCACACAAUCCAUACGGGAGAGAAACCCCAUAACUGUCUUGAGUGUGGGAAAUAUUUUGCUUAUUUCUCAUCCCUGAUUUCACACCGGAGAAUCCACACAGGAGAGAGACCCUAUACAUGCCUCGACUGCGGGAAAACCUUCCGUCAGAAAGGUACCCUUAUUAUCCAUCAGAGAAUCCACACUGGAGAGGCACCCUAUAGCUGUCUUAAGUGCGGGAAAAGCUUCAAGCAGAGAUCAGACCUUAGUGUACAUCAGAGAAUCCAUGUGGCAGAGAGACCCUAUAAAUGCCCCGACUGUGGGAAAUGCUGCAAGCGCAGCUCAGAACUAAUUUUGCAUCAGAGAAUCCACAUGGGAGAGAAACCCUUUAACUGUUCCGAAUGUGGGAAACGUUUCUGUCAGGGAUCACACCUUAUUAGGCAUGAGAGAAUUCACACAGGAGAGAGACCUUAUAAAUGCUCUGUCUGUGGAAAGAGCUUCAGCCAGAGAUCAAACCUCACCGUACAUCAGAAAAUCCACACGGCAGCAAGACCCUAUAACUGCCCCAAGUGCGGGAAAAGCUACAGGCGCAACUCAGAGCUUAUUUCACAUCAGAAAAUCCACAUGGGAGAGAAACCCCAUAACUGCCCUGAGUGUGAAAAAAGUUUCAAGUGGAGCUCAGAACUAAUUUUGCAUCAGAGAAUCCACACGGGAGAGAAACCCUUUAAGUGCUCCGAAUGUGGGAAAAGUUUCUGUCAGAAAUCGCACCUUAUUAGGCAUCAGAGAAUUCACACAGGACAGUAA
This is a messenger RNA of Emys orbicularis (European pond turtle), 2559 nucleotides long. RefSeq names its product zinc finger protein 850-like. The record is from RefSeq and is a predicted model, not a curated record. Bases 1 to 2559 code for a protein of 852 amino acids. Gene Ontology annotation, molecular function: DNA-binding transcription factor activity, RNA polymerase II-specific; RNA polymerase II cis-regulatory region sequence-specific DNA binding. NCBI's taxonomy places the organism in Eukaryota, Metazoa, Chordata, Testudines, Emydidae. Gene Ontology annotation, biological process: regulation of transcription by RNA polymerase II. The transcript has 3 exons.